Molecule: messenger RNA, 453 nt
Organism: Protopolystoma xenopodis
Lineage: Eukaryota; Metazoa; Platyhelminthes; Monogenea; Polystomatidea; Polystomatidae
Source: the annotation of a GenBank genome assembly
AUGCUCAGUGAGGAACAACUGGAAGAACUGCGUGAGGCGUUUGGUCUUUUCGACAAAGACCACAAUGGGCAGAUCACAUUACACGAGCUUCGCUCUAUGAUGAAGCUAUUUAAUCGCGCCUGCACAACUGAAGAGGCCAGAGAGAUCAUGGCCACAGUAGAUAAGAAUCAAGAUGGCGUGAUCGACUUCCGCGAAUUUGUUGAGCUAAUGACACCAAUGAUGAUAUCCUCAACGACACCUGAGAACGACUUAAAAGUUAUCUUCGAAUUUUUCGACAAGGAUAACGAUGGAAAUAUUACAAACCGGGAGUUGAAAGCUAUGCUGCAGAGUCUGCAUUUAAAACUGACGGACAGUGAGGUUGAAGAGAUGAUAUCUGAAGCGGAUGCCGACAAAAAUGGAACCGUCUCUUUUGAAGAGUUUAAGAACAUAAUGAUCAAGCAUAGGAAGCAAUAG